Molecule: messenger RNA, 1536 nt
Organism: Aspergillus mulundensis
Lineage: Eukaryota; Fungi; Ascomycota; Eurotiomycetes; Eurotiales; Aspergillaceae
Exons: 1
Coding region: 1-1536 (511 amino acids)
Source: RefSeq, a predicted model, not a curated record
AUGGCGCUGCUCAUCCCACAAGCCCUCCGCUAUCUCAACGUCGCAAACUCACCAUCAGCAACGCGAAAAGCCCAAGCACAGGAAGUGGCUAGCUUAUUGCUUAAUAUCUAUGAGACUCUGGCCGAAAUGCGCUAUCUAGAUUCUGACUCAAUUCAAAGAGGUCCGCACAAUAUCACCGCCAUAGAAACGCUCUACAGCUCCAACAACAUCCACCUCGACCCCGCGAUCAUCUACCUCUACAGCAUCCUGCCUUAUAUCGGCGAGCCAUCGGUCGGUGUCACAGACUUCUUCCACGGCGGCACAUUCAUCGAUUUCAGAGACGAAGAGUCCAUUGACGAAAACCGGGACCCGUUCUACGCGAGUCCCGAAGGCACCGACUUUUCCGCCGCGAACGGACCAUAUAUGCGUCCGUGGAUGACGGCGCUCUCGAGACUCGGAAACCACGGGAGCGUUACUAUAUAUGAUGCAAAGGAACACCGGAUCUGGAUCAUUGAUCAGGAGGGGUGGGGGACGACGGAUCCGUUCUUUGAUGGGGAGGAACUGGAUCAGGACAUUAAGGAAGGCACGAAUCGGAAUAGCUUUGAGCAUCUACCCUCUCGUCCGGCUGGGGAUGUUCUCAGAGAUAUCAACCGGUGGUAUCGCGAAUUGGUCGAGCUACCCGGUGGCGGGGAAUACAGCGGGGGAGCAUGGAACGAUCCGGAAAUCGAUCUGAGAGCAUUGUACCGGAAGAACGGCUGGCCGGAUGCAUUCGAUGGAGAUGCAUUUGAAGUCGAUAAGGCGCGCGCGGAAUUCAGUUUACGGGCUCGGUAUGAUGCUGAGGAGCCCCGGCGGGCUGUGGAGAGAUUCCGAGACUGGCGGGGGCAUCUCACGCAAAAGAUCGACGAGCAGCGGCAGCUCAUUGAGAGUGCAAGAUCAAUGGAUGAAGAGUUGAUUGCUAGGUUUGAGAGCUGGUCAGCAGAGCUCGCACUCCAGCGUGUAAUUGAGGAAGCUGAGACGGCCGAGGAGGUUUUCGCGCGACGAUGUCCGGGAGGCGUAUGCUUCAAGGACGAGGAGUUGGUUAUCUGGGAAGCUGAACUUCUCCGGCAGGAGGUUAAGUACAAGCGAAGGUCGGUCGGAGAUGACAGACAGUCCGCCAAAGAGGUCCGAGAGUCGGACCCCGAGCACACACGAGGCCUGGAGGUUGCGGCCGGUGUCGCGGAGAAGGAGGCAAAUGUGUACCAGAAAGCCUAUGAGGCGGCGGUUCGUGACGCUGAGCUGUUAUGCCCCGGCAAGGCGUUUAUCGAUGUGAGUGGGAGAGAGUCGCUCGAUGAAGUAGACUUGGCUACAUCAAUUACAAAGCUUCAGGCGAAAAUUGAAGCACUGGAGAUGGAGGUUGGGCGAGCGAGUGAGUUCGCGAGAAGGGUUCCGGAUGAAGCUGACCAGGCAAGGGGCAUGGCCGAAGAGCGCAUUCGCGACUUUGAAAAGCGCGUCGAGUUUGAAAGAGAGACAGUAACCCGCUUGGAGGGGUGGUUGGCGGAGCGUGGAGAUGAACAGUGA